Messenger RNA from Alternaria viburni, 525 nucleotides. RefSeq lists its product as uncharacterized. The record is from RefSeq and is a predicted model, not a curated record. Bases 1 to 525 code for a protein of 174 amino acids. The transcript is spliced from 2 exons. NCBI's taxonomy places the organism in Eukaryota, Fungi, Ascomycota, Dothideomycetes, Pleosporales, Pleosporaceae.
AUGGCCAAGUCCAAGCGCGGCUUAAAGUCUCUGCCUACCUCCCUGCCAAUCAAGAAGGAACGGCUCAAGGAACUUCAGGAUUCGGGUGCAGUUCUAGACGAAGCUUUUCCUGGCCAGGCUUAUUCAUUUCAGCACGUUCCUCAAGGCCUUGCUCAAGACCCUCAAGAUGUUCCUUGCAGUCCGUGUACGCGCGACCAAAUCAGCAUUUCCAACGCCGUCAACUCACCUCUGCUCCGUCUUCCCGCCGAAAUCAGGAACACCAUCUUCGCCUAUGUCUAUACUAAGACCAUGCACUAUAUCGACCACAAGCCUGGCACAACAUACUUCUACCUGCCCCUAUGUUCCGUGUUAGACAGCGAUCAGCUCUCCUCUGAGUCGAAACUAGAUAGGAUUCCUCUCGUCUGCCGCCAGGUUCAUACUGAGAUGGCUCUCUUACCCUAUGCGCUUGGUACGUUCGACUUUCUGUCGGCCGCCGGAGAGGGAUUUCAAGGGCUCUGGGCGCUGAAGAGGUAUCUAGAGGGAUAG